Molecule: messenger RNA, 3499 nt
Organism: Saprolegnia parasitica CBS 223.65
Lineage: Eukaryota; Oomycota; Saprolegniomycetes; Saprolegniales; Saprolegniaceae
Exons: 10
Coding region: 49-3486 (1145 amino acids)
Biological process (GO): protein localization to centrosome; centriole replication; mitotic spindle assembly
Cellular component (GO): cytoplasm; pericentriolar material; centriole
Molecular function (GO): protein kinase binding
Source: RefSeq, a predicted model, not a curated record
GGACCGCCUAAUUAUAGAGUCCGAGCGCGGAGGCCAUCGACGGACGUGAUGAUGGAGCCGACGAUGCAAGACUACCUCAAGCGCUACGACGAGCAGCAGAAGGCCCGCGCGGAAGCAGGUCGACGGGACAUGGACCUCGGCGACGAAGACCAUGCGAAGAAUGGCGGUCCUUCCAAGUACACGGACAUGUUCUUUGGAAGCGACAGCGACGGCGAGCUCUCGCAGUCGAACCUCCUCGGCGAGAUGUCCCGGGACUUCAUGGCGUCGACCGAUGGCAAGAACAUGAUGGACGAUACGAACUUUAUGAGCAGCCUCCUCGGCAGCCCCGUGACGACGAAGCCGUCGCCGCUGAUGGACCCACCAGCGCUACCGACGAAGGAGCAGCGGGAUUCGCUCGAGUCGCUCUUUGCGCCGCAAACCAACCUCGCGAGCCAAGCAAACCACAUUAACUUUGACAAGGACCCGAUCAACCUUGACACGGAGAGCUUCGUCGACGCAGCCACGUUCUUGAACCGACAAGAAGCGCUCAUGAAGCCACAGACGACGCGACCAGAAGCUGGAUCGGACAACACGACGUGGACGAGCUCGGGGUUUCGGUCACCAGACGACUUUUUCGCCGAGCGGUCGCGCGACCUGAGCAACGUCGAAUUUGGUGACACCGCGAUCCCGAGAAAGAGCUCGUUGAGUGGUCUCCCAGACGCCACAACUGCUGCGCCACAGCAUACGAAGGAGGCGCUCUCAUACAUGGACUUCAGCGCACCCCCGACGUCGACAACACACAAGGUGUUUUUGACUGCGACGCCGUCAAGCGUCUUGCAGCACGAAAAGCCUCCUGUUACGACGACCACAUACUCACGAAGCUCCUUUUCGACGCAGCCAACCACGCCCAGCGCCAAGCACAUUGUGCAGCCCACUCACUCAACACCACGACCACAACAAGUGUCUUCGCCCAUGUAUCGCGGGUCCUCGUGGACGCCAACCCCUAGCACCGACAUGAGCCAGCCUUCGGUCGGCCUUUCGGCGCCGUUUAUGGACUUGUCCAUCUCGCAGUCGACGCCUGUCAAGGACCUCGUGCCCCGGCGCCAAACGCCUCCGGUCGAGACACAGCAGCCAUUGUCCAUCUCGACGUACUUGCAGAACUCGCUCGCCAACUACGCCAACCGCCCGAAUGUGUCGAGCGUGCCUGUCAACAUUGACGACGAACCGUUCAAGGUUGUUUCAGACGCGGUGCAAGCGGCCAUGUCCCUCACGGCCAAGGAGCGCGAAGCAGCGCAGUGGCACGAACCGAUUCAUCCAUCGCACGUGAUCCACUCGUCGCUCGAUGCCGUAGCCGCGGUGCAAGCCAUGAUUGAAGCGACGGGACAUAUGCAAGCCUCGGUAUCCGAGGUCAUGCGACUGCGAGCGCACGCCAAGCAAGCCAUCGAGGCAGCUGUGGUCUCGGAGGCCAUGGCGAUCGCCGACUACCAAAAACAGCGCUGGUCUGAGCCACCUCGUCUGCGCGCCGGGUCGCAGCAGUUUGAGAGAAGAGCGAUUGACAACAUCACGGCAGAGCUUACGUCGGUGGUGCAAGAACCCACUCAACCCGUGCUGCCACCGCCUCGCCGCAGCUCACGAGCGUCGAUCAUUUCGUCGCAGUCGAGCCGAGCCGUGACGGGCGGCAAGGCGCAGCGCACGCUGGACAUGUCGCAGCGCCAGGAGCGGGCGCCGCCGGCACAUCGCGACGUGCCGUUCUCGGCCAAACAGGCGGCAUCUCGGACCGAUAACGUCAUUGCCAAGUGCGCUGAACCUACACACAACCCCGAUGGUCUUUCGCCAAGCUCGAUGCGAGCCCGCGAUUCCAAGCUGACGCGCGAGUUUGGCCUGUCCCCAAUCCGGUUUGAGCCCAGUAGCAUGUCGGUCGACGAGCCCAUGACACCGCGUCCCACGUCCGACCACGAUGUGGAUCCGGCGGACCGCACAAUGUCGGAAGCUGACCGGCGUCAAAUGCACGCGCUGCUCGCGACGAAGAGCCCGAUCGAAGGCGCCGGUCGCGGUCACCAGUCGACAGCUACUCCGAUGCGAAGCUACAAGCGUGAUUCAACGCUGCGGGCCAGUCACAGCGUGCCGCAGGACGCCGCAAAGCCCAACUUGCGAAUCGACACGAGUGUUGCCCGUGCGGCGUUUCCUGAGAAAUCAAAGUCGGAUAAGCCGCCGUCGACCAAGAUGCAUCGCGACGACUUGCGAACGGCGUUCACGGACCUUCAGCACCACGAAGCGUCGACGCCGUCAGAGCGCUACUCGAUCCAGCAGCACGCUGGGGACAAGAAUACCAUGAUGAACGAUGCGCAAACGGACGAACUUGCGUAUAAGGAGGUGCCCAUGAGUCCGCCACCGACGCCAUACACCAAGGCACUCGAGCGGCCCAAGCUCUGCAAGCGCUUCCUGUGCACAUUAGGCGGCGAAAUCUCGGAAACUUUUGUGUUUCGCAACACGAGCGCAACUUACGCGCGUAUUUGCGCGUCGAUUGUACCGUUAAGCCGUGGCUGCAACCAAUUCCGUAUCGUGCCCACCGUGCUCGAGAUGCCACCCCACGCGUCGGACCACUUUGUUAUUCGGUUUGUGGCAACGCAAGUCGGCGCCGUCUCGGGCAUCUUUCAAUUUCGAAGCAUGAGCGGCGACCCGCGCGCGACACCGUACGAGAUUAUUGUGGACGCCCACGUCAAGAACCCAGCAACGCCCGUGCGCCAGCCGACGCCGCCGCGUAUCGUGCAAGAGGUGGCUGACGAGGACGCGCUCGAGGCCAACGGCAGCACGGUGGACGUGCAUCCAACGUUUCUUCGGCUCUUGGCGGCCAACGACGUCAAGUCGUUUGAGGUCAUCAACUUUUCCGACAAGGACGUGCCGUUCUCGAUCGCGUGCCCGUAUCCGCACAUUUCGCUGGCGCCGACCCAAGGGGUCGUUGGGCCCAAGAGCAAGUCGACCGUGACUGUCCACUGCAACGCGGCGACGUCAUCGGCGCUGCCGCCCAAUAAGAAGACGUGGUGCGGCUCGUUUACGAUUACGCUGAACAACGCCCUGACGCGCGAGAUCAGCGUCGUCGUGGACGCGUCCGCGCUGGCCCACGAGCCUCCGUCGUACCCCAAGUCGAGCCAAUUGAGUCAGAGCAGCGUCGCAUCGUCGACGCGAACCAAGAAGCGGUCCAAGCGCGGUCUCUUUUUCCAGGCCGAAAACAUGGACUGCGGCAGCGCAGCUCUGCACACGUCGCAGUGUGUUCCUGUGCGCAUCUGCAACGGCGCGAAGGAGCCCAUGACGGUGUUUGUUCAGACGCUCGGUCGUCCGUUUUCGUGUGCCUACUCGAGCCUCACGCUACGCCCUCGCUCGUACGUCGAAGUACCCGUCGUCUUUACGCCCGAAAAGCUCGGCGAUGCGUCGGUGCCCAUGGUUGUCUACUCGUCGACGGACAAGGCCAUCUUGAUGCUCCACGGCCGCGCGACGGCGUCGGCCUAGUCGUUAUCUAGUC